Molecule: messenger RNA, 1133 nt
Organism: Oncorhynchus nerka (sockeye salmon)
Lineage: Eukaryota; Metazoa; Chordata; Actinopteri; Salmoniformes; Salmonidae
Product: corticotropin-releasing factor-binding protein-like
Exons: 7
Coding region: 82-1047 (321 amino acids)
Biological process (GO): negative regulation of corticotropin-releasing hormone receptor activity; negative regulation of corticotropin secretion; hormone-mediated signaling pathway
Molecular function (GO): corticotropin-releasing hormone binding
Source: RefSeq, a predicted model, not a curated record
CGGCUUGGAGCGCAGGACCAGACUUUCCCCUGUUCUGUUCUUGAGGUGCGAUAGAGACUCCAUACAAAGAUACUGAGCAAUAUGGAGGGGACUUUCCGAGAGCAGCUUUUCUUCCUUGUGUUAUGUCUGUCAUUUCUGAAGGGAGACACCAGAUACAUCGAGGAAAAUGACAUUACACCAGAGGGAUUAUUUGCACUUCUUAAUUCAGAGCUCAAAAGAGAAAUACCCGAGACAUUAAUUUACAGGCGACCCCUCCGUUGUCUGGACAUGGUGGCAGUAGAGGGUCAGUUCACCUUCACAGCAGACCGGCCUCAGCUCAGCUGUGCUUCUUUCUUCAUCGCUGAGCCCGACCAGGUCAUCAGUGUGGAGUAUGACAGCGUCGACAUCGACUGCAGGGGAGGAGACUUCAUUAAGGUGUUUGAUGGCUGGGUGAUGAAGGGAGAGAAGUUCCCUAGUUCCCAGGACCACGCCCUGCCGUUGAUGGAACGCUAUGUGGACUACUGCGACUCUGGGACGGUCAGGAGAACCGUGCGGUCGUCUCAGAACGUUGCCAUGCUGUUCUUCCGCAUUCACACUGCCGGGAGCUCCUUCACGCUGACAGUCAGGAAACCCAUCAACCCUUUCCCCUGUAACAUCAUGUCCCAGACACCAGAGGGCAGCUUCACCAUGGUGAUCCCCCAGCAGCACAGGAACUGCAGCUUCUCCAUCAUCUACCCUGUAGAGAUCAAGAUUGCUGAGCUCAGCCUGGGACACUUCAACGACUUCCCCAUCAAGAGGUCCAUCCCAGGAUGUGCGGGAGCAGGGGACUUUGUGGAGCUGCUGGGAGGGAACGGGAUGGACCCGUCUAAAAUGUUCCCUGUAGCUGACCUUUGUUACAGAUUUAACGGUCCCGCCCAGAUGAAGAUAGGUUGCGAUAACACGGUGGUUAGGAUGGUGUCCAGCGGGAAGUUUGUCAACCGCGUGGCGUUCCAGUACCGUCUGCUGGACCGGCAGGAGCUGCAGAGGAUCAAGGUGAACAGUGUGGAGGAUUUCUGCUUCACUGGCUGAGCUCUCUGUCUCUUUAUCCAUCUCCUCCCCAACAUGUCGUCUCUCUACCACCUAGCUAAUGGGGACCACGCAUCACCGGCUGCCAA